GUUGAACCCAACACACUGACAGAGGAGCAAUCUUACCAUCUUUGGCAACACCAGAAAAUAUAAAAAAAAAAAAAAAAAUAAAGGAAAAAUCCUAAACCCCAUCAGAGAGGGGUUUAUUGAAUUUUUAUGGUUGCUGUUGGUGGUUGAUUGCCUCAGUGCAAGUUUCUCUCUCUCUCUCUCUCUCUCUCUCUCUCUCUCUCUUCAAUGGAGUGUUCUUCUUCUCUAAGGUUUUGCAUACCCAAUAAACCUUUGCCAUCAAUCAGCACUGUAUUGUUCUCUAGUAUUUGCAGCAGCAGCAGCAGCAGGAGGAGGAAGCAGCAGAGACUCAUUUCCCAACAACUCUCUGCAGUUUCUUACAAGAAAUUCAUUCACUUUGCUUUGGAGGAAACCAAACUCCACACCCAUCUGGAACCUUCUCCCUUGCAGGAAAGAUAUAAUUCCAGGAUUUCAAUGGAUGGUAAAGCAGAUAUUCAAAUGUUAUCAUUCGAAGCUACUAAAAUCAGACAUCUACGAAGCUUAUGCAUUGAGAGCCAAACAAUGCAGAUUUUGGAUUUUGCUGUCUUCCCAGAACCCGAAUUUGAUAUGCCCAUAUUUUGUGCCAACUUCUUCACCAGUGCAAAUAUAAACAUAGUUGUGCUGGACCUCAAUCCGUUGCACGAUGUAAUCAGUCAAAGGCAUUACAGAGACAAAUACUAUAAAAGCCUAAUACCUCUUGGUGUUAAAUAUUCUGAGCUUUUACCCUGGGGAGGAAAGCUUACGAGCGAGUCACUUAAAUUCUUUUCACCAAUUGUGAUAUGGACAAGAUUUACGUCAAGCCCCAAAAAUUAUGAUGUUUUAUAUUCUGCAUUCAUGGAUUAUUACAAGGCAUGGCUUGCGCUGAUGGACCAAGCAGUAGUGGAGACAAAUGCCUCCCAAAUUAUAUGUAACCGUGAAGCGCAACAUAGAUAUCUAACAUGGAGAGCAGAGAAGGAUCCCGGACACGCACUACUGAAAAAGUUGAUUGGGGAGACACAAGCUAAGGACUUGCUGGUGAACUUCCUCUUUAAUGGAAUUGAUGAGCUAGGAAGCAAAACUUUCCUCGAUUACUUUCCAGAGUACGGCUGUGAGGAUGGGACUGUAAACCAGAGUCGCAGUAUGAUAGGAAAAUCUUUUGAAAGUCGUCCCUGGGAUACAAAAGGAGAAUUUAUUAGUAACAGAGACUUUUGAAAGUUAGAUUGUAACAUUAUUAUCUUCGUAUCUGUUCCGUUCGUCUUCCCUCUGUGGAUUCUUUCCCUUCCUUUUUGUUCUUUCGGAAUCCAGAUUUGUAUAUGGUAAUAUAACUUUUUCUAGAUAGACGAUGGUAAGAUGGAGUUACUGUUAUGCAGUUCAGUUGGGAACUGCUACUCAGUUGAGUUUUGUUUAUGCCCCUAGAUCAUGUAAUUUGCCACCUAAUGAAUAAAAUUUUAACUCAUCUCGAGUUGAACA
This is a messenger RNA of Pyrus x bretschneideri (Chinese white pear), 1464 nucleotides long. Its product is annotated as phytochromobilin:ferredoxin oxidoreductase, chloroplastic. The coding region runs from base 205 to 1206 and encodes 333 amino acids. Gene Ontology annotation, biological process: phytochromobilin biosynthetic process. The record is from RefSeq and is a predicted model, not a curated record. Gene Ontology annotation, molecular function: cobalt ion binding; phytochromobilin:ferredoxin oxidoreductase activity. NCBI's taxonomy places the organism in Eukaryota, Viridiplantae, Streptophyta, Magnoliopsida, Rosales, Rosaceae. The transcript is spliced from 8 exons.